Gadus morhua (Atlantic cod) is the source of this 1880-nucleotide messenger RNA. It is a transcript of the gene derl1, whose product is annotated as derlin 1. The transcript has 8 exons. NCBI's taxonomy places the organism in Eukaryota, Metazoa, Chordata, Actinopteri, Gadiformes, Gadidae. The coding region runs from base 207 to 983 and encodes 258 amino acids. The record is from RefSeq and is a predicted model, not a curated record.
AGUAGGUGGUGUUUCGUUUUGCAACUUGACGCGGACGAAAACAAGGUAGCCUUGUGAUUAGCCACGUCAUGUAAACUUAGCGACCGAGCAGCACUUGACGUGAUACAACCCUGUUUCGAAACUAAGGAUUAUCUCCUUUUAUAAUUCAGUAUAUAUUUUGUUUAAACGUCCGUUGUAGAGCUUCUUGGCUCUGAUCAUAUGGAAAUAUGUCGGACAUCGGGGACUGGUUCAAAAGCAUCCCCCUUCUAACCAAGUAUUGGUUCGCUGGUUCGAUUGCUGUUCCCUUGGUCAGUAGACUGGGAUUUAUUGAUCCUAUGAACCUGAUCCUGUGGCCGGCUAAAUUCUUCGGUAAUUUUCAAAUUUGGAGGCCUCUUACGGCAACUCUAUAUUUCCCAGUGACUCCAGGAUCUGGGCUUUUGUACCCGGUCAAUCUCUACUUUCUCUAUCAGUACUCGAGCCGGCUAGAAACAGGAACAUUUGAUGGCAAACCAGCGGAUUAUCUGUUCAUGCUCCUCUUCAACUGGCUUUGCAUCGUUAUAACCGGCCUCCUCAUGGACAUGCAGUUGCUAAUGAUCCCCAUGAUCAUGUCAGUGCUGUAUGUCUGGGCCCAACUAAACAGAGACACGGUGGUCUCCUUCUGGUUUGGAACGCGAUUUAAGGCUUCUUAUUUACCGUGGGUCAUCCUGGGCUUCAACUGGGUCAUCCAGGGCUCGAUGGUGAAUGAGUUGAUAGGGAACCUGGUGGGCCACCUCUACUUCUUCCUCAUGUUCAAGUACCCCAUGGACCUGGGGGGACGUGCCUUCCUUUCCACGCCAGAGUUCCUAAAGCGGCUCUUGCCUGCAAGAAGAGGCGGGGUGUCUGGCUUCGGAGCCCCGCCCCCCAGGAGGGCGGCCCCCCAGGAGCCCGCCGCCGGGGGAGCGGGGGGGGGUCUGUUUGGCCGUAAUCACAACUGGGGGCAGGGCAAUCGUCUGGGAGAUGAUUGAAGGAAAAACAAACAAAAAAUGGGUUUUUGGGUGGGGUAAGGAGUUGUUGCCCCGACUCAGGUUUCUGCCACUGACGGUUGUGUGUGUGUGUGUGUGUGUGUGUGUGUGGCCACUUUAAGGUGGUUGCUUCUUUGCUUGCUUCUUGCCUGCGGAAGGAGAAGAAAAAUCGCUUUUCGACGAUGAUUAGAAUCUAAAAUGUUUCGGGAGGAAAGGACGGAUUGCGGUCGAUUUGGAGUUAUAAAUAAGUGCAAACUUGACCACUACAAGUCCAGAAGUCUUAAAUGGAGGAGAAGGCAGGAAGUUAUUUUGAGGAGGCAAUUAUUUUAACGGAGAAACCGCACACACUGUUACCCGAAGGAAUCUCUCGAGGGUUGCUCUAAACACAGUAGGAGCGCCAGCUUCUACCAACUUAGGAUUUGUCAAGUGCUAUGCAGAUACCGUUUUGGGCAAAAAGGAAAUUGAUAUUUUUUUGUAAAACAUUUUUCAGUCACUCAUGUUUUCCAUCCCCUUCUUCUUCGCUCUUCCUCGUUGCUUGUGUGUCGCUCAUGUCAUGCCAAGUUGUGAACCGGUCCAUGUUUCAGCCACUGGUUAAAAGAGUUGGUUGCCUGUGUGCAGCCAGUCUCACUGUACUCUGCUCGCAUCUUCUGUCCUGUUUCAUCUGUCCCUCCUUCUGAUGCCAUAUCCGGGGACAUUUAAUAAGACAGGUUGUGGAGGUCAUACGCUGAGGAACGAGCGAGUCACCCAGCUUGAAGACAACAGGCUGAUUUUUUUAAAAUAAUAUUGGUUUCAGGCCUUGUGUGCCUGGUCACUGUAUAAGUCUUUUGUCACAACGAAUUUGUUGCAAUUUUCAGCUGAGAAGGGAGAAAAAUAAAAAAAGAUUUUUGGUUUGUAAAUAUA